Owenia fusiformis is the source of this 1339-nucleotide messenger RNA. NCBI's taxonomy places the organism in Eukaryota, Metazoa, Annelida, Polychaeta, Sabellida, Oweniidae. The record is from the annotation of a GenBank genome assembly.
GCUAAAGGUAACAGCCUGUGAUACACAAAAUAUUAGGCAUUUUUAAUAAACCACACCUUGUGUACAAAAAUGACAUCGUGUCAAUACACUAAUUAGUUGGAGACAUCAUUUACAACAUUCGGCAAUUAAGUUAAAUGGUAAUCUCAACAUUGAAUCUAUUACAUAAAACGAUUUCAACGGAGGAUGGAUUAAAUCAUUUUCUUUUAAAUAUGUGAUUAUGUUUCUGUAUGGAUGUGACAAAAAACAUCACAGAAAAAUGAUUUGACUUCAAUAAGUAAAUAUAACAAACCAAACAAACGAACAAAAAACUCAGGAUAUAUAAAAUGCAAAUAAGCAAAGGUAUAACGGGUACAUCGUUAGGGAUGCUGAAUGGGUUGCUAGUAACUUUUGUGUUACUGGACAUGGUGACCCAGGCAUUUGCAGAAGGAGCAUAUACUGGCAAGCCCUCACUUUCUCUCAAAGUCAGCCCAAUGGAAUCGCAAUCUGGAUACGCCCCGAGCUUUGGAGCUGAAAUACGACUUCGCUGUCAGAUUACUGCAUUGCCGCAUAUCGAUGCCAAAAACACUAUGUGGAAAUUCAACAAUGCAAUUCUUUUCACUGGAAACAAAUACACAUUGAAUAAAGUGCCCAGUAUGGGAUCAGUGGAUGAAGUGACUAUGAUUUUGACAAUACAUCAUAUUAAUAUUAAAGAUGUCGGCAACUACACGUGUGAAGCGAAGAACUCAGAUGGGAUGUAUAAGCAUGCAACUGUUGAAAUAAAACCAAUGGGGCGAAAAGAGAUUGAUUUUAAGGUCUAUACCAAAGCAUCAUCUAUAGAGACUCGCGGAAGAGGCAGGAUAGGGGGUCCUCCUGGAAGCAAUGAGAAAAAUGUCACAGUAACACAGACCACCCAAUCCAGUGAUGCCAGCGACAUUAGAGCUAUGAACAUUGAAUUUAUUACAAUUGGAUUGAUAGUGUUCUCCAUGUUAUAACUACUGUAAAUGCACCUCCUCCAUAAAUUUGGCAUCUAGAAGUCCCCUUUAGGCUCACUUAUCAAGGCCUGGUUGGUUGUACUUGACGAUUUUAAAGAAUUCACCAUAUUUGUCAAAAAGUUCUGAGCUAUUGCAAUUGAAGCACAAAAUUACGAUUCGAUCAAUGACAGUUGGUAUGCUAUCCAUUGAAACCUUCCAGUUGCCAAACUUAUGGAGGGGAGUGUAUUAAUUAGAUAAUCAUCUCGAGAAAGGACAAAUGAGUCUAACUAUGUUAUAUAAGGAUGUCAAAAGAAUAAGCAUGUGUUAUGACAAUACAUUAUUAAAUUAGAUCACAUCCUUGCAAUGUCAUAUGAUGUAAUAUUAAUUUG